AUGUCUACCACCACCAGUCUCCUCCACACUGCGCUCCAAAACCUGCACGUAGCGCAGCAGGUCGCCCACCCAUCGCACACCCCGCGCCCUCCCUCGUCGCGCUCGUCGCCGCCCGCCAGCCGCCGUAACGGCGACAGCAGCGACGACGACGAGUAUGUUCCCGUCGGCCAUGGCACUGCUCCAGGCACUCCUAUCCCGGGUAAGGGUAUGGUCCUCGGCCAGCGCAUCAAGAAGGACAACGGGGCGCGCGACCCGCUCAAAAACUUCCCCACGCACGUCGCAGUCCGCAUCUUCCUCCAGCUCGACAUCCGCAGCCUCGCGCGCUGCGACCGCGUCUGCAAGCGUUGGCGCAAGAGUAGCACCCUCAACUACAUCUGGUUCCUCCAGAACCGCUCGCUCCAGCUUCCUGCCCUCCCGAGCGCGAUGGGCGGCAAGACCCGCAAGCUCGACGACGGCACGGAGUUCUUUGACCCGUACGACAAGGGCACCAAGCUCUCGUCCCUCCCGCCCGUGGCUGUGCCCACCUCCAACCAGCCGCAAUGGUCCAAGGCCGAGAGCAAGCGCGCUUGGAAGAGCGUGUUCCACACGACACUCGCGCGCAAGGACGCCGACAGCGAGGAGGACCAUCCGUACCAUGUAGACAUCGACUCGCUCCACACUAGCGGUUACACCACACCCGUUCGUCACUCGCACGCCGGUAUGGGCUCGGGCGCUGCUGCCCGUUGGUCCGACAAUAGCGGGACUGGCGGGAUGACGCCGACGGAGCGCAAGGUCGCCGCACGUGAGGGAUACAAGGCGCUUGGGGGCCGGAAGAGCCGCACUAAGCGCCGCAUGGGAGGUACGGGCGCUCGCAAGGGGCCCGACAUCGAAGAUGACGAUCCGCGCUUCACUGCACCUUGGUAG
This is a messenger RNA of Cutaneotrichosporon cavernicola, 903 nucleotides long. RefSeq lists its product as uncharacterized. The record is from RefSeq and is a predicted model, not a curated record. The coding region runs from base 1 to 903 and encodes 300 amino acids. Gene Ontology annotation, molecular function: protein binding. NCBI's taxonomy places the organism in Eukaryota, Fungi, Basidiomycota, Tremellomycetes, Trichosporonales, Trichosporonaceae. The transcript has 3 exons.